Molecule: messenger RNA, 1422 nt
Organism: Sorghum bicolor (sorghum)
Lineage: Eukaryota; Viridiplantae; Streptophyta; Magnoliopsida; Poales; Poaceae
Exons: 1
Coding region: 160-1149 (329 amino acids)
Cellular component (GO): endoplasmic reticulum
Molecular function (GO): protein binding
Source: RefSeq, a predicted model, not a curated record
GCCUCGGCCUGCUGGAGGACGAUCCCAAAUUCCAAUUCGGCGUGUUUUCUAUCUUCUGCUUCUUUUUUCUUUCUUUUGCCUUCGCUGCGGGUGGUCUAGACUCUAGACGAAGACUCGUCUUCCUCCGGUUCUGGCCGAACGGUCGGAUCUCCCCCACCAAUGGCCGCCUCCCACCCACCCACGCUACUCCUCCUCCUCCUCGUCCUCGCCGCCAUCGCGCCGAGGCCCUCCAGCGCGCGCCACAUCAUCACCUUCGCCCCUUCCCGCGCGGUCAACCCCUCGUCCCUCGCUUGGGACCCCACGGCGCAGCACUUCGUCGUCGCCGGCGGCGGCGAUGCCGUCCUUUCCGUCUCCGACGCUGGGGUAACCGAGUCGAUCGUAUCCACUGGCGCCUCCUCCGUCGCCAUCGACGACCGCCGACGCCGCCUCCUCGUCGCUUCCCCGGGGUCCGUCUCCGCCUUCGAUCUCCGAUCCCCGCGCCCGCACAGCCUCAUCUUCUCCACGCCGGUUCCGGACCCCGCCCCUCCGGGUGGCAUCGCUGUGGACCCUCACACCGGGAACGCCUUCCUCACCGUGGGCGCCCGAAUCUACAAGCUGUCCGUAGAAGGCGACCUCGCCGCGCUCGCCUCCGCGCCGGCGCUCGGCUCCGAUCCCCUAGCCUCGCUCACCGCGCACGUGAGCCGAGGCUUCCUGCUCGUGGGCCAGCCCAGCACGGGCCGCAUCCUCCGCGUCGACAUGGAGGACGGCGCCACGAGGACCGUGUCCUGCCCCCUCACGCCCCCCACGCCGACCGCGGUGGCGGUCCGGACCGAUGGGGCGGUGGCGGUGGGUGGGGCCGCGGGGCUGCGCCUCGUCGUGAGCAACGACGGGUGGGUGUCGUGCGGGGUCCGGGACGAGGCUGCGCCCGCGCCCGACGGCCCCGUGGCCGCGGUGGCGGUACGGGAGCGGCGACGGGUUUACGCGCUGGUGGAGGCGGGGGCGACGGACGGGGGCAACAAGUGGCGGAUCGAGGAGACCUCGUGGAAAUCGGAGUCGGAGGGGGAGAUGGUGGUGGUGCUUCUCUUCGUUGGUGUCGCCCUCGCCAUCUUCAUGUUCUGGAGGUUCCAGAUGCGCCAGCUCGCCGGCAACAUGAACAAGAAGAUCAGAUAGUACCAAUGCAAUGUCUCCUUCACUCCUUUGAUUUUGAAGAAUCUAUAGUCAAUUGCCUUUGUUAUGCCGUAGUUGGUGUAGCUAGAUACUUGUGGAUUAGACACGUUACUUCUGUGAUCUUUUUAUUUGAUAGGAACCAAUCUUCCUAGUUAGCCACUGUACCUGCAAAUUUCCACAUUGUAAUGGAAAAGGUAGAUUUGUAAUGAUGGUGAAUUGCACUUGUGAUUCAGUAAACGGAUAUCGGUUUGAUUAUUUCAUUGUUCUGUUCAAACA